Molecule: messenger RNA, 4178 nt
Organism: Linum trigynum
Lineage: Eukaryota; Viridiplantae; Streptophyta; Magnoliopsida; Malpighiales; Linaceae
Source: the annotation of a GenBank genome assembly
CAAUAAAUCUCUAGAGCACUAAGGUUAUGUUUGCUUGUUGGAUUUGGGUCAUGGAUUUGGUACCCAAAUCCCAAGUUUGAUGGAUUUAACAUAAGUGCAUUGUUUGUUGAAGGGUGCUAAAUCCGUGGGGUCCAUGGAUUUAGUCUUUAUUUUGUAACCAAAUCCGUGGACCCCACGGACUUGUAAAUCCCACAUAUUGAUUUGGGAUUUGCAAAUCCUUGAUGAUUAGUUAUUUAUUUAACAAAUCCAUCACAAAUCCAUCAUCAAAUCUAUCAUGCAAACAUUAGACUCUUCAAAUCCAUAAUCCAAUAAAUCCAACAUAAAUCCCAAGGGUUUUAUUGACCAAAACCCUCAUUUUUCAAGUCCAACAAGCAAACGAACCCUAAGUCUAGAUUCCUCCAAUUGAGUUUAAUCUAUGUAAAUGAAAUCAAAACCCAAUUAUAACAACACAAUGUGAUGUAGAUUUCGAAUCAUCGAAUAAGGGAGAAUUAGAAAUUUAGGGCAAUAUCCGUUUUGUUAAAACUUAAAAAUAUAUAAAAUGUGAACUGAUUUGGUAGUCACCAAUGGUAUAAGGAGUAUAAAUGCAUUUAAACCAAUCGUCAAAUCAUAUAUUCUCUCUCUCUCCCUUUUUUCCCCCUCUUGUCUUUGUGUCUUCGAUCUUUCUUUCUCCGUCUGUCAGUGCACGAUUGAUUCUGCUUCCUAGUCUGUCACUCCUGCAAAUCAGCUCCCUGCCCCUCUUGAAUCGUUUUCCACAGAAUCGCCCCUCGCUCAAAUUCUCUUCCUUACUUCCUGCCUUGUUUCAUUGUGACAACUGGUAAGAUCUUUGAAUACCCUUUCACCUGUUUUCUGUGACCCUCUUUGGGUUUACUGGUUUCUCAAAUAGUGAACUGUGAUUUAGUUUGAAUUGGGUUUUUGAAUGGUACCCAUUUGUUCCUCUUUUCUGUAUGUUCAUUUCGAUUCCCUGUUGGAAAUGGUGGUAGGAACCUCACCGCAACCUUAACUGGAGAUCCUUAGUUGCCGGCCAUUGUGGCCUUAGGAAUAGGGCUUUGGAAAGCUCUUUAUUUAAGUUAAGCUGGACUCAUUUGGGUAGUAGUCAAGGAUUAGGAUAACAGAAAUAGUUGGUAAUGGUAUUAGAAGAGCCAUGUAACCGAGGAAGAAGACCGCAUUCAGAAGCUCGAAUCAGGAUUGAAGGGUCUGCAGCAAAAUCAGUUGCAACUCAGCCUCAAAUCAUUUUCAUUGUUUUUUCUGCAACUGCCAUAGUAACUAUUGUGUGGAAAACUAUAAAAAGUUAGCAGCUUUUAGCCUUGGGAUGAAAGAAUCUCAUUUAUAUGGGAAACCCUGUUAGCAGUUGCAUGAGCUUAUUUGUUGAUUUUGAUGGUCUUCAUUGUAAUUGCUUUUGCUUUCAGAUGACGGAGGAGCUUCCAGUUGAAGUGAUUGGGAAUAUCUUGUCGCGACUAGGAGGUGCUAGGGACGUGGUAAUAGCCUCUGCAACAUGUCGGAAGUGGCGAGAAGCUUGCCGCAGGCAUCUUCAUACACUCUCCUUUAACUCCAAUGACUGGCCUGUUUACCAUGAUUUAUCAACUAGUGUUCUGGAGAUACUGAUAACUCAGACUAUAUUCCAGACUAUUGGGUUACAAGGCCUGUCUAUUUUGAUGGAAGAAGUUGAGGAGUUCUCAGCUUCAGCUGUGAUUGCUUGGCUGAUGUAUACCAGGGAGACCUUGCGGCGAUUGCAUUAUAAUGUUCAUACUACUCCGGGUGUCAAUAUUCUCGAGCUUUGUGGUAGGCAGAAGCUGGAGACUUUGUUUUUGUCACAUAACUCGAUCACUGGUGUUGAGCCGAAUUUCCAUAGGUUCCCUUGUCUGAAAUCCCUUGCUUUGAGCUAUGUCAGCAUCUCUGCUCUGGACCUUAAUCUUUUGCUCACUGCUUGCCCGAAGGUCGAGGCACUUGAACUUGUGAAUCCCGAGAUUGCAAUGUCUGAUGCUCAGGUUACUAUUGAGUUGUGUAGUCCUACUCUGAAGAGUGUCUAUGUUGAAGCAAUUAGCUUGGACAAGUUCAUAUUGGAGGCAGACAGUAUCGAGUGUUUGCAUUUGAAGGAUUGUGCUCUUGAGUUAUUUGAGCUGGUAGGAAAGGGGACCUUGAAGCAUUUCAAGAUCGAUGAUGUUAGUCUCAUACAUCUGGAUAUCGGCGAGACAGUUGAUAACCUUGAGAUCGUUGAUAUUAGUAACUUCACGAUUUUUUGGCCCAAGUUCUACCACAUGAUCUCAAAAUCCUCAAAAUUGAGGACACUUAGGCUUUGGGACGUAGUCUUUGACGAGGAGGAAGACGUGGUGGAUUUGGAAACUAUCGCCAAUUGCUUCCCACAGCUUAGCCAUCUAUCACUGAGCUAUGACUUGAAAGAUGUGCUACUUCAUUAUGGCUUGCAAGGGAAUUCAAAUCUGCAGAAUGUGGUCGUGUUAGAGCUUGGUUGGACUGUGAUCAACGAUCUCUUUUCACAUUGGGUCGAAGGGUUACUAAAACGGUGCCCCAAUCUGAAGAAGUUGAUUCUCCAUGGAAUCAUUUCAGAGGCCAAAAGCCACGAGGAGUGUCAGAUAUUGUCUGAUUUCUUCUCAUGCCUCUUCCAACUCAUGAGGAAGUAUACUGCUGUGGAUGUGCAGUGUAAGUUUGAUUAGUCGGGGAUGUUGUUUAUGAUUGAUUUCGAUGAGAUAUCUAAGUUUUUGCAUCAAAACGAGUCCCAUAAGGAUUGUGUACAGGUAAAAGUUUACAUCUUUAGAUCCCCAGGAACCCACUGAUAACAUCCGCUGUAAUUUCUUCUGCUAUAGCAGGCAGACUAUGUUUUGCUGUGAGCUACAACACAGGCUGAAUGUAGAUUAAUAUUCUUGAUUGGUUUCUGAACUAUCUAGUGAAUGCUCAAAAUGAUCGAUUCAUUGAUAAUGCUUCUCCCUUUCCACAACAUGGAGAGAUCAGAGAUAGGCCAAAAGCCUUGAUCCUUCAAUUUGUUUUUGGGGCCAACUUACAUUAAUUGCUUUAAAGAGCCACCUUAUCAUCUUUAUUCAUCCUUUUCUCAACUUAGCCAACUUGUGUUGUGUAUUACAGGUGUUCCUUCUCUUCAAAUAUAGCAUUUUGUCAUCCCCAAUGUAGAAGGAAAUCUAUUAUAUUUCCAUUAUUAUACAUUGAAGGAGAUAAUAAAUGUCUCUCUUAGAAACAACUUGUUGCCUUUGUUUGCUGUUUUGUCAUCUUGUCAGCAAAUGUGACCAAUGUUGGAAAUGUUUUCCAGAAGGGCGGCUCCAUUUAAGACUCAAGAGUCCAACUUUAGUUUAAAUAUAGCCAUUCUAGAGAACCAGCUGCAAUUUUUUCCAGCUGCAAUGAGAUGAAACAAAGAGACCUUCAAGUCUGCAACCCACCAGAUUGCUCUGAUAUUGCAAUGUUCAAGAGGGAUGACAUAUGCCAUGUUUAACAAUUGACUCUAUACUAUACUACAAAUCUGAACUAGUCCAUGUACAAUGUGGUUUGUCCAUAGAAUUUUUCGUCUGGAUUCGGUACUAGCUAGUGAUGUUGGUUCAUGACUCAGAUGUAUCACAUACGAGAUCUGUUAGAAAGUUAUGAUUCGUCUGUUAAUUCAACUCUCGAAUCCUUCUUCUCAUCACAGUUCUCCGUGAACCCAUACAUUAUAUGCGGUCUUAACUCGGUCUAAAAUAAGUAACAAGAGAUGUAUUCGCAACAGACAUGGCAUGGGAUGUGAGACAUUAAAAUUGUGAUUAUCGAGUAUGCGCAUAGGACCAAGAUUUCCAUGUAGAUAAAUAUAGCCAUUCUAGCAUUACUGUGGACCAGAAAUUUCUUUUGAACAGAUGUACUACUCUGAUUGAUAGAAGGCUGCUUCUGCAGAAUUUCUACUCUAUGAAAUAUGCGUAUCUUCAAGGCUUUGAUAGCAUUUCUUACCCUGGUAAUUGUCUUUCACCAUUGUAAAAAGAAAAGUUGACUGAUGAAUUUUCCAAAGAGUAGAACUCACGAAAAAUAUUUAUAAUUAAAUCCAAGGUAAAAAUGAAUAAAGAAAAGAGGUACAGAGUCAGGAUCUCCACAGAUACACAGGACAGGAGUCAGUAUUUCUGCAUAGGCCUGAAAUUUUUGCUUUUGACCUCAAAAUGCAAUCACAAAGAAGGGAGUAAAGUCAACUUUUCUAU